Messenger RNA from Apaloderma vittatum (bar-tailed trogon), 1336 nucleotides. It is a transcript of the gene SMOX, whose product is annotated as spermine oxidase. The annotation marks the transcript as partial. Gene Ontology annotation, molecular function: polyamine oxidase activity. NCBI's taxonomy places the organism in Eukaryota, Metazoa, Chordata, Aves, Trogoniformes, Trogonidae. The transcript has 4 exons. The record is from RefSeq and is a predicted model, not a curated record.
GUUCCUUAGAAAGAGAGCUUGGACGGCAUGCAAAGUUGUGAAAUAUCUGCAGACAGCACGGAUGAUCCUCUUAGUAGUGGCCUACGGAGAAAACGACAGCCUCGAAUAGUAAUUAUCGGUGCUGGGCUUGCGGGCCUGUCGGCAGCGAAAGCGCUCUUGGAAAGCGGUUUCACGGAUGUAACUAUCCUUGAGGCGACCGACCGAAUCGGAGGCCGCGUGCAAAGCGUGAAACUUGGGCACGCCACUUUUGAACUGGGAGCUACGUGGAUUCAUGGUUCACAUGGAAACCCAGUCUAUCAUCUAGCAGAAGACAAUGGUUUACUCGAAGAGACUACUGAUGGCGAGAGAAGCGUUGGCCGGAUCAGUCUUUACUCCAAGAAUGGGGUGGCUUAUCACCUUACCAACAACGGGCAAAGGAUCCCGAAAGAUGUGGUUGAAGAAUUCAGUGAUUUAUACAACGAGGUCUAUAACCUGACUCAAGAAUUCUUCCAACGAGGUAAACCAGUCAAUGCCGAGAGCCAGAACAGUGUGGGCGUCUUCACACGGGACGUCGUGCGCAAACGAGUCAAGGCCGAUCCGGAUGACACGGAGGCCGUCAAGAGGCUGAAACUAGCCAUGAUCCAGCAGUACCUUAAGGUAGAGAGUUGUGAGAGCAGCUCCCACAGCAUGGAUGAAGUCUCGCUCAGUGAAUUUGGGGAAUGGACCGAAAUCCCUGGGGCUCAUCACGUCAUUCCUUGCGGUUUCAUUAAAAUCGUGGAGAUUUUGGCCCGCUCCAUUCCCGAGUCUGUCAUUCAGCUCCGCAAGCCAGUCAAAUGCAUCCACUGGAACCAGUCGGUCAGCAAGGAGAUUGAGAGGGUGGCUGACCACAACAGUGACCUCCCCGAGGAGGACAAGGGCUCUGAUGUCUUCGUAGAGUGCGAGGACUGUGAGUUCAUCCCAGCUGACCACGUCAUUGUGACUGUGUCCCUGGGAGUCUUGAAGAAACGCCACGAGAGCCUGUUUCAUCCCCGCUUGCCCGAGGAGAAGGUGAUGGCCAUCGAGAAACUGGGGAUCAAUACAACCGACAAGAUUUUCCUGGAGUUUGAAGAGCCUUUUUGGAGCUCCGAAUGCAACAGCAUCCAGUUUGUCUGGGAAGAUGAGGCGGAGAGUGAGAGCUUGACUUACCCUGAGGAUCUGUGGUACAAGAAGAUCUGCAGCUUCGACGUACUCUACCCACCGGAGAGGUAUGGCCAUGUCCUGAGUGGCUGGAUCUGUGGAGAAGAGGCUUUGAUUAUGGAGAAGUGCGAUGACGAGACGGUGGCAGAAACCUGCACCGAAAUGCUCCGUAAAUUUACAG